Molecule: messenger RNA, 1476 nt
Organism: Pseudomyrmex gracilis
Lineage: Eukaryota; Metazoa; Arthropoda; Insecta; Hymenoptera; Formicidae
Product: probable chitinase 3
Exons: 2
Coding region: 108-1160 (350 amino acids)
Cellular component (GO): extracellular region
Molecular function (GO): chitin binding
Source: RefSeq, a predicted model, not a curated record
CUUAAUUCAACUGGUCAAACGGAUCGUAAUAAGAGCUAGUGCGGUAUCAUUGCAAUAAACGAUCUAUUUUCUGUUCUUCAAGCGUUGGUGGGAUAGGCGAACCGACGAUGAAAGAAAUUAACUUAAUCGUCAUCGCCUUCUUGGCAUGCUGGACCGUGACAGCCGCUCAAAACAUCAUCAGCGAUAUCAUCUUUGACACGUUUAAAGAUAAAGACUGUCCAGCAAAAGACCCUUGCCCGCCGAUAUAUUUGCCUCAUGCAAAGGACUGUACUCGGUUCUACGAGUGCAAAAACGGUCGAAAAGUUUCACACACUUGUCCGAACGAUUUGUACUUUAGUGAAAAAUGGAAAGGCUGCGUUGCCCCUGAAAAAUCAGAAUGCGAUGAUCCUGUUCUACCGACAGAUUGCGAAGACGAUGAUGACCUUUUGCCGCACGAAUGUGAUUGCCAAAAAUUCUACGAGUGCUCGAAAGGCAAGAAGAUCCUGCGUGAGUGUAACUCAAAUGAACAUUUCAGCAACAAAACAUUAAGUUGCGUUAAUGGUCAGAAAUGUGAAGAUUCCGGAAAAGAAAAAGCGUGUAAGAACAAAGAAAUAUUGGAACACGAAUGCAAAUGCGAUAAGUAUUACGAGUGCAAACGUGGCAAGAAGAUUUUGAAAGAAUGUGAUAAAGGAAGGUACUUCGAUAAGGAAAAGAAGAAAUGCGUAAAAGGAAAAUGUCCUAGAGAAGAUUGCAAAAACGGCGCCUACAAAGAACACGAAUGUGAUUGCAACAAAUAUUACAAAUGUGAAAAGAAACAAUGGGUCUGGAAACAAUGCAGAAAGAAUAAACACUUCAAUUCUAGGGACAAUGAAUGUGACACUCCGGAACGAGCUCGUUGCGAAUCUAUUCCUGGUGGUUGCCCAAAAGACAAAGAUAAAGGUGACAUAUGGGAACACGAAUGUGACUGUAGACUAUAUUACAAAUGUAAUAAGAAAUACAAGAGGGAACUGGUUGAAUGUGAAUGGGGAAAAUACUUCGAUGAAAAUAAGGAAAAAUGCUCCAAAACAACAAAAGUGAAAUCAUGCAAAAAUCCGUGGGAUGAUUGGCUAGCUAAUCAAUCGACCUUAGAAAGUACACUGGAAGAAGAACUAGAAUUACCUAGCAAUUAUACAAAAACUUAAUUGCACGCUUGCUAAACAGCUAUGUUAUUAUAACUGUAGAAGUAGAUCACUUUUUUUGUUAAGAUAUUUUAAUAAAUAUAUUAAUACAAAAGAUUAUAUCUUUUAGAGAACUGUCUUUAAUUAUAUCAAAUCAAACCUUUAUUCUGUCACGUAUAUCUCUCGUUGCCAAUAAGUAUGUUUUAUUAUUUUCAAUAAUCAAAUAAAAUUAAUAUAAAAAGAAAGACGCAUUUUAUUUAAUGAUCUGUAGCAGAUUAAUUGUAACGACGUUGAUUACUGUAAGCAAUCGCAAUACUAGCAAAUAUACGUAUAUGUUGAA